AUCCGAGGAUCCGAGGACAGAGGACAGCGGCGGAUUCCGGAGUCCGGCGCACGGCGUAGUCGAAUGUUUACGGACACGGACGAAAUCAUUUGUCCCCGUUCGAAAGUUUAUGAUAAAAAAUAGUACAAGCAAGGUUCCGGCCGACUUGGAGCUCCGUUAGAGAGACUGAGACCAUGUAAUCGAGUAGCAAGUAGUAUCUCGGUGUUUCUCACGCAUCUCGAUCAAUCUCGGCGAGAACCCGGCGCGCGCUCGGAGAGGAUCGCGAUCGCAGCUAAGGGGAUAAGGUGAGACCGCGUCUGUCGUGAGAAGCGCUCGCCGCCGCUCGCAUUGGCGCGAGGCGACGCGAUUAAAUGAGACGGGGCAGUACUUGGACAAGUACUACGUCUGGUGCGCGAACAUGUCUACGGAGACCGCCCUGAAUGACGUGUCGAACGUCGCGUCGAGGCUGCAGGGCCUACGACUGGCGACGCCAGCCGAGGACGAGCGUGACGCGACCGAGAAUGCGACGGCGGCUAGCGGCUCGUCGACGACCGGCGGCAGCGUGGCCGACGGUGCCGGCGUCGGCGUCGGCGUCAGCGUCAGCGGUAGCGGUGGGCCGUCGUCGUUGCGGGAGCCGUUACGGAACAUCACCCUUUCCCGAGCGCGGCGCGCGCUCAACUUCGUCGGCGACGAGGACCAGCCGCUGCUGAGCUCGUCGUCCGCCGUACGGAGCGAGGCCUCCAACUCGAAUAGUGACAACCGGCCACCUAUCAAUGCAGCGAAUACGUCGUAUUUGGAUGGCCGAACGCAGAAUAACGCUACUCUGGAGAACUCUACCAUGCAGAAUCAACCUGUAGUUAUGUACAACUGGCAAGGUACAAAGGCAACGAUGCGUGAAAGAAUUGUAUUCCUCUUUAACAAUGAAAUACUGUCAGACGUGACUUUUCUGGUGGGAAGAGGAGCGCAGCAGCAACGCAUACCAGCUCACAAACUAGUCCUGUCCUCUGGAAGUGCUGUAUUUGAUGCAAUGUUUAACGGAACGCUUGCAACAGCUUCUUCGGAAAUAGAAGUACCUGAUGUAGAGCCUGCUGCAUUUUUGGCAGUGCUCCUUUUUCUAUACACUGAUGAAAUACAGAUAGAUCCUGAAACUGUGAUGACGACGCUAUAUACUGCUAAGAAAUACGCGGUGGCCGCUUUAGAAAAGCAUUGUGUCGAUUUUUUAAAAAAUAAUUUGACAAGUGAUAACGCUUUCUUGCUAUUGACGCAAGCCCGUCUAUUUGAUGAACCACAAUUAGCCUCGGUAUGCUUGGACACCAUAGACAGAUUCACAACUGAGGCCUUUAAUGCGGAUGGAUUCACAGAUAUUGAUAUUGAUACAUUGAUGAUAGUCUUAGAAAGAGAUACUCUUCGUGUUAGGGAAUCUAAACUGUUUCAAGCUGUUUUAAGGUGGUCAGAAGCUGAAUGUGUAAGGCAGCAAUUACCAGUCACUCCAGAAAAUCAACGUUUGGUCUUAGGCAAUGCUUUGUCUUUGGUUCGUUUUCCCCUUAUGUCAAAAGAGGAGUUUACAGUGGGUCCAGCACUAUCCGGAUUAUUAAGUUAUUCAGAGGUUUUAUCUUUAUUCUCAUAUUUCAUACUGAAUCCCAAACCUUCUGUGGGGUUUCAAACGAUGCCACGAUGUUCUAUGACGGGCAAGGAACAGACUGUGUGCAGGUUUCAACAUGUAAAAAGUAAAUGGGGAUAUUUUGGAACUAGUGAUCGCAUUCGAUUUAGUGUGGAUAGACGCAUCUUUCUGAUCGGUUAUGGAGUUUACGGUAGCACCCAGGAUCCAGCAAUAUAUGAAGUGACAGUCGAAUUAAUUCACACUGCAUCAGGAAAAGUGAUAGCUACAAAUGCAACAAGUUUUAGCUGUGAUGGAUCAAAGUACACAUACCGUCUAAUGUUUAAAGAAUUAGCGGAAAUCUUACCAAAUACGAUUUAUACAGCAUCAGCAACUUUCAAGGGGCCAUGCUCAUAUUAUGGCACGAAAGGAAUGAAAACAGUGUUGAUGGAUAGUGAUUCGGGAAAAGUAAAAUUCAAUUUUAGCAGUGAAUUGGGAGAUAAUAAUGGCACAUCUACCGAUGAAGGUCAAAUACCCGAGCUUAUCUUUUACACAUAAUAUUAUUCGCGUAAACAUUCCUGGUUUGACUGAAUAUCAGAUAAAUUAUAUAAAUUAUGUGAAAAGGAUUUUGUCAAUUAUAUAUCUUGUGAUCGUUUAAAGCAGUGAUUUAAUUUUAAUGAUCUAUGGGCAUGCCAAAGGAAUUAACCCAAGAUUUGUUCAUAAUCUUAUAUAGAUAAUGCCGCUUUAUUUCAUUAAAUAAAUAGGUUUUAUAUAAGUGUAGAAUAAAUUCGCAGAGAUACGCCAAUCUUACAAUAGUAUUUACAAUAAUAUUUGCAAUACAUCAACAUGCUUAUAGGCAUCUUUCAGCAACAAUAAUGGAAUAAAUUAUUCGUCUUUCAGAUUUGUAAGAUUGUUUGAAUAUGUCAACUGUAGUUGAUACGUUAAUUAUUAAUUAAUUGUACAAAUAAGAUCGAUGUUUGGAAUUGGAGAUGUAUAAUCUAUUUUUCUAUCGUUUUAAUUGAGAUUUGUGGAAACCAAAAAUAUAGUUGUAUAAAAUACAAUGUUAAAAAAAGAAGUCAUGAAAAUAAGUGCAAGGAAAUCAAUUAUGUGCACACUCUGAUUUUGCCUAACAUCUUUUUUUCAGAAUAUGUAUAUCGACAUGAUUUGAAAUUGUAGAUAUAGCACUUCUCAAUGCAAAAGUAAUUAACGCAAUAAAAGUCUAAAACAUGUGGAGUAUUUUUUAGUAAAAAUUAGUAUUUUGGUAGUCACAGUGCGCAAUGCAAUGUAGAACUUGACAGAAUCUUGUUACUGCAACUAAAUAUAAAAAAUAGUCGAACGAAAGUAAUAUAAAAUAGCAUUUUUUAUUGUUCUUUAAUAAAAUAUCUGUACCUAUGUAUUCGACGAUUUAUUUAAAUUCUGAUAAAAUUUAAUGUAUUUCCUUAGCGAUUCAAAAAAACACAUUUAAAGUUUUGAUCUUUGUUAAUAAUAAAUGGUGCUAGCUAAUGAGAUAACAUUGUUAUCCUUAGCAUUUUUAGAGAUAAGCGUAUUUCAUAGACAUAAGUCCGAUAUUAUUUUCCUUGAAAAGCGCGUAUGUAUGAUUUUAUUUGCGAUUAUAUUUAAUUUAAAAUAAAAAACAUGUACAUGUAAUGUUAAAUAAUUAAAUAGAUUUAUUCCGCAAAAUA
Messenger RNA from Solenopsis invicta (red fire ant), 3258 nucleotides. RefSeq names its product BTB/POZ domain-containing protein 1. Gene Ontology annotation, biological process: neurogenesis. Lineage: Eukaryota; Metazoa; Arthropoda; Insecta; Hymenoptera; Formicidae. The record is from RefSeq and is a predicted model, not a curated record. Bases 398 to 2134 code for a protein of 578 amino acids. Gene Ontology annotation, molecular function: protein binding. Gene Ontology annotation, cellular component: P-body; cytosol. The transcript is spliced from 6 exons.